Messenger RNA from Xenopus tropicalis (tropical clawed frog), 5760 nucleotides. RefSeq names its product adenylate cyclase 7 (gene adcy7). The record is from RefSeq and is a predicted model, not a curated record. Gene Ontology annotation, molecular function: diadenylate cyclase activity; phosphorus-oxygen lyase activity; adenylate cyclase activity. The transcript has 26 exons. NCBI's taxonomy places the organism in Eukaryota, Metazoa, Chordata, Amphibia, Anura, Pipidae. Gene Ontology annotation, cellular component: membrane; plasma membrane. The coding region runs from base 753 to 3938 and encodes 1061 amino acids. Gene Ontology annotation, biological process: adenylate cyclase-activating G protein-coupled receptor signaling pathway; cAMP biosynthetic process; intracellular signal transduction.
CUGCUGGCAAUAUCUUCUCAGCCACAGACGCGACUAUAGUCAGUGGCCGGGACCAGACUACCCAAAGCCACAGACUUGUUUUAGGGGCUAAAUGCCCUUUACACUGGAUUGGUUUCCUCCACAAGAAUUCCUGGCGCAGCGCUGGUGCAGGAGAAGCUGACAGUAUUUUUAAACCCAGCCUUAGCAAUCGCCGGCAAAGGACCGGCACCAAGGAUUGUGAGGGUAUUUGAGGUCCAGAACCCAACCACAACAUAGACAUCAGGGUAGCCUAAAAGUAACCUUGGAUGUUGCCUGAACUUUGCAAACCCCCUCUCCACGACGGUCUAAGAAUUAAUUAUAGUAACUGAAGGACUGCACGCACCUCCAACCCUAGAGACAGACAUUCUACGGCGCAGCUAUCAAGACGAAUAGCACCCCAAGCAUGGUACACAAGACUUCAAAGAACACAAAGCAGCCAGUAAGAUUACACCGUGUAAUGCUGUGUGAUAGAAAGCUGCCCCCCUCUUUACACUAACAGGAUAUCACUCAGGCACAGCUUUGCCUGCUUGCAGUACUUGAUAAGCUGCACAUGUUUUCAGGGGAGGGACCUGAUCUUACCUUACCCCAGCUGCAGACUUCUCACGGCGGAUGGAGCCUUACAAUGUGAAUCGAACAGACAAUCCACAAAAUCCAGGGGCUUCAACAAUCUUAGAUAUUUCCUAUGUGCUGUAAAUAUUGGGAAAGCAGGAAAAGAGAAGCCUGGUGAAAUUAAAAUGCCAUCCAAAGGGAAGUAUUUUAUUAAUGACAAUGAAGACUGGAUGAUUAGCCCUUCGCUUUAUGAAAAGUACCAGUGCAUUAGCCAACAUUACCCCCUGCUGCUCAUCUUACUCUUUGUGGUGGGGGCAUCUUGUGUAACUCUGAUUGUCCUCUUCUUCACAUUCAGUCAAGAGCCUUUUAGACACCUAGCAUUUAUAAUCACAGUAUUCGUUGCCCUGGUAGUAUUCUGUGCUCUGUAUAUCUUGGUGUAUACAGAAUCAUUUGUUCAAAAAUGGCUGCGUGUGUUUUCCCUUGUGAUCUACAUAUGCCUCCUGACCAUCGGAUAUGUGUUAACAUAUGACUCUUCUGUUGUCCACGCUUGGGAUCAGGUGCCCUUUUUCCUGUUCAUAACCUUCUCUGUGUACACAAUGCUGCCUCUGGGAAUGCAAGCCUGUCUGAUUGUCAGCAUUAUAUCAGGAAUAUCCCACAUCAUUGUCAUUAGUAUCACAGUAGUACUGAGUUCUGGUUCCAAUGAUGCAAUUGCCUUUCAGCUUAUGGCCAAUGCUGUUAUUUUCCUUUGUGGAAAUCUCAUGGGGGCAUAUCACAAGUAUCACAUGCAGGAUGCUUCCAGGGAUUUGUACAGUUACACUGUAAAGUGUAUUCGCAUAAAGAUGAAACUUGAAUUGAAAAAGAGGCAGCAGGAGAGCCUUCUGCUGUCUGUGCUUCCUGUCUACAUCUCCAUGGAGAUGAAACUUGCUAUUCAGGAUAGACUUACUGAGACCAAUGACAACCGCCAACCAGACAAUAACUUUCAUAGCUUGUAUGUCAAGAGACACCAAAAUGUCAGUAUUCUGUAUGCUGACAUUGUAGGCUUCACUAGACUUGCCAGUGACUGCUCACCCAAGGAGCUUGUUGUCAUGUUGAAUGAACUCUUCGGAAAAUUUGACCAAAUUGCAAAGGAAAAUGAGUGCAUGAGGAUUAAGAUUUUGGGUGACUGUUACUAUUGUGUCUCUGGCCUUCCUGUGUCUUUACCCAACAAUGCCAAGAACUGUGUGAAGAUGGGUCUGGAUAUCUGUGAAGCAAUAAAGCAAGUAAGAGAAGCAACAGGAGCAGAUAUAAAUAUGAGAGUUGGAGUACAUUCUGGGAAUGUUCUUUGUGGUGUCAUUGGGCUAAGAAAAUGGCAGUUUGAUGUCUGGUCUCAUGAUGUCUCCUUAGCCAACCGCAUGGAAUCUGCUGGUCUACCUGGUCGUGUCCACAUUACUGAAGCAACACUGAAACACAUGAAUGGAGCCUAUGACGUGGAGGAGGGGCAUGGCGAGCUUAGAGAUCCAUAUCUUAAAGAAAUGAACAUUAAAACGUUUUUGGUCAUUGAUCCAAGGGCAAAGAACAGUCGUGUCAAAAACAAUCACCUUACCAGGCAUCGUGUCAAUGAUGGGAUAAAAGUGCGACCUUCUGUAAGGAUGACUCGGUAUCUUGAAUCUUGGGGUGCAGCCAGACCUUUCUCCCACUUUGACCAAACUGAUGCUUCUUCAACCGAAGUUCCUACCGUCAAUGGAAAACCUAAACCGGAAAUCCCACUGAAGGGAAUGGGAAGAACAGUAAAAACAGAAAGGAAUGUGUCUCAAAAGCGAAAUCAAGAGGAAGAACUUCAUGACAGGAUGAUGAAUACUAUUGAUGGCCUCAGUUCUGCAAAGCCAUGGUUUGGAAAGACUGAUGACUUCUAUGGAUUUUUGCUCUUUUUCACAGCAGAUGGAUUAGAAAAAGAGUACCGCACCUUCAGAAUUCCUUGCAUCCAGAGCUACUUCCUGUGUGCCAGCUUGAUAUUCUUGUGCAUAUUCCUGAUCCAGAUUUUAGUGAUGCCCAGGAGUGCAAACUUAGGAAUUUCCUUUGGAGUGGUGUCAGUACUAAUCCUUUGGGUCUUGCUUAUUUGCUAUGUGGAUAAAUGUGCGCGAUUUUGUAAUGAGAAUGCUCCCUUCUCUCGUUUCUUGUGUUCCUUGGUGGAGAUGAUAGAAACUCGUCCUAGUCUGCGAGUUCCUCUUGUAGCUCUUACAUUAGGAUCCCUGCUGAUUAUCUCUAUAGUGAAUCUGCCUCUUGAUCAGACUCUCCAGACCUGCAAUACAUCAAGCAUUGCAACUGAAAGCCAAUGUCAGAGUAUUCCGUAUUAUGUAUACUGCUGUAUUUUGGGACUCGUUGCCUGCUCCAUGUUCCUGCGAAUGUGCUUCGAGUUGAAGAUACUUCUUUUGACAGCUGCAUUUACUGCAUAUAAUGUUAUUAUCUUUCACACUCAUUCCAGCAUAUUCAGGAGUAACCUGAACAGUUCCAUUGGUGUCCUGGAAGAUUUUCAAAAAAUGUCUUGCUUUUAUCUUUCUCUGUAUUAUUUAACCCUGGUUUUACUGGCAAGGCAGGUAGAAUAUUAUUCGAGGCUUGACUGCUUGUGGAAAAGGAAAUUUAGGAAAGAAGAUGAAGAAAUUGAAACAAUGGAAAAUCUGAACCAACUCCUCCUUGAAAAUGUUCUCCCAGCACAUGUAGCUGCCUAUUUUAUUGAUGACAACAGAUCCAAUGAGGACUUGUACCAUCAAUCAUAUGACUGUGUCUGUGUUAUGUUUGCAUCAGUCCCAGAGUUUAAGGUCUUUUACACAGAAUGUGAUGUCAACAAAGAAGGUCUUGAAUGUCUAAGGCUGUUGAAUGAGAUUAUUGCAGAUUUUGAUGAGCUACUGAUGAAACCCAAAUUCAGUGGGGUUGAGAAAAUUAAGACGAUAGGAAGCACUUAUAUGGCAGCUACUGGUCUAACGGCAACUCCUGGACAAGAAAAUCAGGAUCAGGAAAAGCAGCAUGCCCUGAUAGGAAUCACUGUAGAAUAUGCAAUGGCACUCAUGUCAAAACUGGAUGGUAUCAACAGACAUUCGUUUAACAAUUUCCGCUUACGUGUUGGGAUAAACCACGGACCUGUAAUUGCUGGAGUAAUUGGAGCAAAGAAGCCCCAGUAUGAUAUCUGGGGUAAUACUGUGAAUGUGGCCAGUCGAAUGGAGAGCACAGGGGAACUUGGAAAAAUUCAGGUAACAGAAGAAACCUGCCAGAUUUUGGAAGGUUUGGGAUAUUCCUGUGAGUGCAGAGGGUUUAUUAAUGUCAAAGGAAAAGGAGAAUUAAGGACAUAUUUUGUUUGUACGGACAUGGCCAAAUCUCAGAGCAUCGGAAUGAACUAACACCAGUCUCCUUGUUUAUUUGCUGCCUAGUUAUACAUGGAGUAGACAUUUUUUAUGCAUCUUGGAAAACCUCCUAUUCCAAUGGUACUUAAGAAGAGUAUUCUGACAUAGUGAGCUUGCGCUGUUCCACAGACAUGGAGUGAGGUUGUGGCACUGAUUUACUUUUUCUUUUACCAAGCAGACAGUAUUUUGUAAAAUUAAUGAUGCUCUGAUGUACAGAGUAGAGUUUUAAUAAUAAAAAAAGUUUAGAUUUUUAAGUUUAAAAUGUAAAUCCAGCAGUUACAGGGUUACAAAUAAAAAUGAUUAUGUGGCCACAGUGACACAAAAGUAUGAAGGAUGAACACUUUUUGUAGAUUCUGUGCCUUACAUACCAAGUGUGCCUUUAACUAUGGUAAAUAUUUAAAUGAAGGAAAAGUGUGAAACACAAUUGUAAAACUUUACUGCUCCUAUUUUACUUUACAACCAAAUGACAGGAAAUGUUGGUCUGUACACAACAUGAAUGGUGCACUGAUCAAAAUAAAAGUUUUGUCACUCUAAACGUUAAAUGGUACUGAAAGGCUAAUUUUCCCAUAUUUGUGUUCCCCGGUCAAAAAAAAAAAAAAAAAAAAGACAGCCUGUUUAAAGAAAAAAGUGACCGGGACCGGGGUUUAUUGCAUUAAAAAAAAAUGCUUAAACAUCAGUCAUUAAUAUUAUCUGUAUAUUCUCUUUAUACAGCAGUAAUUAAUAUUUGCAAUACCACCAAGUGUUUUUUUUUUCUUACAAGAAAGUUGUUUUUCUUAUCUCUUAAUUGUUUUAAGUGGUUUUCAUAAAAUAUUCUAGGUUAAGCAAAUAUAGUGUUUCCUAACUAGUGUGUCUUACACACUGGGAAAGAGUGUCCCCACUGUCCCUAUCCAAAUAGAAGAAUUACAUUUAACCUUUAAUAUAGCUUUAGGUAUAACAGGGCUGAAGGUUGUUUUCAGAGAAAAAACUUGGUGAUACAGAUGGAGCUACUAGUAGCAGCCACGUGUCGUGGCUACUAAAAUAGGCAAUGCUGAUCAUUUACUGAUAAUUGUCUCUAUGUGUGGUUUAGCAGAAAGUCAGUAGAAUGUCUGUGCAGUACAGCCCCACACAAAACAAAAAUACUCCAUAUAAAGGUGUACCAAGGACUGUCUUCAUCAAUAUUAAAACUAUUGCAUCCAAAUUCAUUCAGAUAACUUACUUGAUUAAAGCGUAUUAUAGAGUAAAAAGUUUGGAAUGGUAGGGUGCAGGCUCCAGAGGGAACAUGUACCUCUUUAUCACCUGUGUUCACUAAAACUACCAUUUUGAAAUAAUGCUAGUUUUAUUAAAAAUAUUAUGUCUAUGUCUUAAUUUGCUGUAUGUUGUUCUCAGCUGCUAUUGUAUUUGCCUUUUAACAUACUAUAGUCUACUGUAACUACCUUCUCACAAUUAAAGAGGAAAAACGGGUAUAGGAUCUACUAUCUGGAAUGUUGGGACCUAGAGUUUUCCAGAAAAGGGAUUUUUUCUGUAAUUUAGAGCUCUGUAACAAAAAAAAAGUCUACUAAAGGUCAUUUAAAACCAAUAGUAUUGUUUUGCCACCAAUAUAGAAUAGAAUAUUACAGAGAAUAAGGAAAUCAUUUUUAAAAAAUAGAAUUAUUUCAGACUGUAUGGGGGUGGCCAUUUGAGCGUUCUGGAUAAUAGGUUUCUGAAUAAGAAAAUAUACCCGUAUUAUGAAAACAAAUAUGUAAAAUCAUCAUUCCAUGGAAAUAAGGAUCUUUCAUAAUAGUUAAAAAUUCUGUACCCUUUUUUUUUUUUUCUCAAAAUAAACAAGCUAGUCUUCACCAUC